Canariomyces notabilis is the source of this 1485-nucleotide messenger RNA. Its product is annotated as Glucooligosaccharide oxidase. Gene Ontology annotation, molecular function: oxidoreductase activity; FAD binding. The record is from RefSeq and is a predicted model, not a curated record. The transcript is spliced from 3 exons. The coding region runs from base 1 to 1485 and encodes 494 amino acids. Lineage: Eukaryota; Fungi; Ascomycota; Sordariomycetes; Sordariales; Chaetomiaceae.
AUGCUCCCGUUUGCGCCCCUUCUGGCCCUGCUGGGCUUCGCGAGCACCGCUCACUCGUCCGCCCUCGACAAGGCUGAGGACUUGAGUGACUGCCUAACAAAGGCUGCCGUACCCAUUAGUGCUCGAGGGUCCAGUGACUGGAAGCUCGAUGCGGCGCCAUUCAACCUCCGGCUUAACUACACCCCGGUUGCCAUAGCCGUGCCGAGGACACCUAAGCAUGUGCAGGAUGCCGUUGCUUGUGCGAGACAGCUUGGCAUAAAAGCAAACGCAAAGUGUGGAGGGCACAGCUAUGCAUCCUUCGGUCUAGGCGGAGAGGACGGCCACCUGAUCAUUGAAAUGGACCGGAUGAAUAAAGUGGUUCUUGACAACACCACGGGGAUCGCAACAGUUGAGGGUGGUUCACGCCUUGGCCAUGUCGCCUGGGAGCUCUACAAUCAAGGCAAAAGAGCGUUCAGUCAUGGCACUUGUCCAGGCGUGGGUGUUGGCGGGCAUGCACUCCAUGGAGGAUACGGGGUAAGCUCUCACACAAAGGGUCUAGCUCUGGACUGGAUGGUUGGCGCAACUGUGGUCUUGGCCAACUCGACCAUCGUGAACUGUUCGGCAACCGAGAACCCAGACCUGUUCUGGGCUUUGCGUGGUGCCGGGGGGUCGAUGGGUAUUGUCACCGAGUUCCGCUUCAACACCUUCGAGGCUCCGGAGCAGGUGACCUACUUCAUCGCGCCGGUGCAAUGGCCCACGGAGGCGAGGGCAUUCGUGGGCGUACAAGCGGUCCAGGAGUUUGCCCAGUCCAUGCCGGCUGAGCUGAACAUGCGCCUGUUCAUUGCCAGCCGAUUCAUCAACCUCGAAGGAAUGUACUACGGCAACAAGGAAGACCUGCGAGCUGCUCUUGCGCCCCUGCUCAAGAAGACGAACGCCACAUUGGCUCUGACGGAGACAGGUGGCUGGCUGGAUCAAGUCAAGCAUUUCGGGGGCGGUGUCAGCAUCGACCAAGGGCACCCCUAUGACGAGCACGAGACAUUCUAUUCCACCAGCCUCUACACCAAAGCCCUCAGCGAACCCCAGCUCAAGACCUUCGUCAGCUACUGGUUCCAACACGCCAAGACGAACAAGAGAGACUGGUAUGUACAGAUCGACCUGCACGGGGGCAACAACUCGGCCGUGAGAGCGGUCAAGUCGGAUUCAGCCUCGUAUGCACACCGCGACUACUUACUCAUGUACCUGUUCUACGAUCGUGUCGACAAGAACCGCGUCUACCCGGCUGACGGACACACCUACAUGGAGAAUUUCGCCCGCAACAUCACCGAUGGCAUGUCCAGGAGCGACUGGGGCAUGUACAUCAACUACCCGAACUCAAGAUUGGAUCAGCAAGCGGCUCAGGUUAAUUACUGGGGAGGCCACUUGGCUAAGUUGCAGGCGAUCAAGAAGGCCGUGGAUCCGGAUGAUAUGUUCCAUCAUCCGCAAGGGAUUUUGCCGGCAGAUGCAUGA